AUGGACCCAGCUGUAAUAUAUGUAAAACAAGUGCUUGAUAUCAUAAGCAAGGCGAGCAAUAAGGGUAUAAAAGGAAUUGCACACAUACCAGGUGGCGGGUUCAUAGAUACCAUCUAUCGUGUUUUCGGUAUAGGGCUUGGUGCUCUUCUUUAUAACGACUCUUGUUUGGUUCCCCCUAUUUUUAAAUGGAUCCAAAAGGCUGGAGGGAUUGAAGAUGGUGAAAUGAAAAGGACUUUUAAUAUGGGAAUUAGGAUGGUUUUGGUUGUUAGUAAAGAGGUUUCUGAAAGGGUAGUUAAGGAAGAAGGUGAGAUGUUGUAUCGUGUUGGUGAAGAUGGAAAGAUUGAAGCUGAAGUUAAACUUACUGGAAUCUUAAGCUGA
This is a messenger RNA of Lactuca sativa (garden lettuce), 378 nucleotides long. The record is from RefSeq and is a predicted model, not a curated record. NCBI's taxonomy places the organism in Eukaryota, Viridiplantae, Streptophyta, Magnoliopsida, Asterales, Asteraceae.